This is a messenger RNA of Westerdykella ornata, 1266 nucleotides long. Its product is annotated as SET domain-containing protein. NCBI's taxonomy places the organism in Eukaryota, Fungi, Ascomycota, Dothideomycetes, Pleosporales, Sporormiaceae. Gene Ontology annotation, molecular function: protein binding. The coding region runs from base 1 to 1056 and encodes 351 amino acids. The record is from RefSeq and is a predicted model, not a curated record. The transcript is spliced from 2 exons.
AUGACUAGGCCGGUAACCGAAGGCGUUACCAGCAGCGAAGUGAAGAUACUAAAGGAAGAGACUCCGAAGGCGCCGGAGAACCCAUUCUACGAAAUUCGCCCAGUGCCAGGCAAGGGCUACGGUUGUUUCGCCAUCAAGAACAUCAAGCGCGGAACCCGCAUCUUGGCCGAUGAUCCUCUUCUCGUAGUCCCUAUCGCCGAGUACUUUGAGACUGAUAUUAAGGAAGAGUUUGCCAAACUGUCUCCCAAAGACCAGGCCCUGUACUUCACUCUCCACUCAGCCCAUGGGCAGGAUCCAAAGAACUGGCCGAAGCAUAUCCACCCAACGGUGGAAGGGAGGGAGCGAUGCCGCAUCGAGGAACAGCACAAGGCUCGCACUGGGAAGGAACCGACACUGAUUAGCAUCUUCCAGACGAACUGCAUGGAGAUGGACGGAGGCGCCGCUGUCUUCCCGAACGCCGCUCGCUUCAACCACAGCUGCAACCCAAACGCCUGCUUCUCCUGGAACCCAGCGAUUCGGAAGGAGACGAUCCACGCGAUCAGGGAUAUAAAGAAGGACGAGCAGAUUACCCUGUCAUACUGCGACAUCACGCAUGAUAAAGCGACUCGCCGAUGGGAGCUCAAGCACUACGGCUUCAUUUGCGACUGCCCGGCCUGUGUCGGUGACGAUCCUCAAUCCUUCGCGGGCAAGUCCGAGACUAGAAGGUAUAGGCUCAUGGAGCUGGAGCAGGAGUUUCGACUUACUCGCGGCGAAUACAUCGGAUUCGGGGUUAGCCAGCCGGGCUUCAUCGAGAAGCUAUUGGAGUACGCGACGUUGCUCCUCGAGGAAGGGGACUACACAGUUCGGCUUGCCAACACCUACCUGGACAUCGCAAUCGUUUGCGAGAAGAAGGGCGAUUUGCUCCUCGCAAAGCGCAGUGCGCUGAAAGCUCUCCGCAUCAAGCUCGAAACUCAAGGUCCUGAUUACCCGGAUAUCCCAAAGUAUCAAGGGGUUGUUCAGCGGAUCAAACGGAAGAUGGCAGAGCAGGAGGCUGCACAGGCUGGGAAUAAAUCUUGAUGAGGGGGCGGAUAAGCGAUGUGGGUGGGGAUUUGCAUGCGUAUUCUGUGUGCAAACCCAUGUGGGAAGAAGAGCGAGGAGGGAGACAUAUCUGGGCGACGGGCGCGGACGGGUCAUCGUGGGAUAUGGGUAAGGCUCUCUCUUGAAGUGUAAUCAUAAUCCUCUGGGCAUGUCCUAUCUAGCGGCAGACAAUAAAGCAGAGAUGAUUCA